Penicillium coprophilum is the source of this 333-nucleotide messenger RNA. RefSeq lists its product as uncharacterized. The coding region runs from base 1 to 333 and encodes 110 amino acids. The transcript has a single exon. Lineage: Eukaryota; Fungi; Ascomycota; Eurotiomycetes; Eurotiales; Aspergillaceae. The record is from RefSeq and is a predicted model, not a curated record.
AUGCUAUUCUACUUUGAUCCCGCGUUAAAGUGCAAUUUGGCAAACGAUUUAGUUCUAGCGCCCUUACCAGCGAAAAAGCAGCUUUGGGAAGCAGGAAAUGAGGCAGUUUGGAGGUCAGAAAGACAAAGGGAAGGAGGAGUCCAGGUUGAAUUCGGAUUGGCAGGAAGCGGAGAGUUGGUUAAACUUGGUGAGCAUUACAGUGGAGCUGUGAUGGUUCAUACAUCUAUGACCGCUAAUAACCCAGCGAGGGCUAGCGCAAGAUGGGAGGAGUGGUGCGAGGGAAUGGAUGGGCUUGGUGGGCUUGUUAUGCUUGCUGCUUCUAUGGUAGGGUAG